UGCGGGCGGACGGCUCCGCUGCAGCACCGCUCCGCCCCGGUCACCUUGGCCAUGGUGUUCCUGCCCGACGAGGCCCGGUCGCUGCCGCCGCCGCCCAUCGCCAACCGCAUCUCGGCCUGGCUCGGGUUCUGCGGGUGGUUCGCGGCCCUGCUGGACAACGGCUUCAACCAACGGCCGGUCCUCAGAGCCGGAGUUCACCGCCAGAUCCUGUUCACCACCGUGGGCUGGUUUGUUGGCUACUACCUGGCUAAGCGCACGGAGUACAUGUACGCCAAGGUGGACAGGGAGCUGCUGGAGUACGUCAGGCAGCACCCCGAGGACUUCAGGGGAGCAGAAAAGAGAAGAAUUGGAGAGGUUUUUGAGGAAUUCCACCCAGUUCGCUGAGGGGACACGACACAGGAUGAGCUAAUUCCAUACCAGGAACUGUCAGGCUGCUGUCACUGUUCAACCGUCCAUGACUGGAAAAUGAACCAGUGCUCACUUUCAUAUAAUAAAAGCUACAAUUCAAUACUUGAUGUUUAA
Molecule: messenger RNA, 522 nt
Organism: Melopsittacus undulatus (budgerigar)
Lineage: Eukaryota; Metazoa; Chordata; Aves; Psittaciformes; Psittaculidae
Gene: NDUFC2
Product: NADH:ubiquinone oxidoreductase subunit C2
Exons: 3
Coding region: 52-384 (110 amino acids)
Biological process (GO): mitochondrial electron transport, NADH to ubiquinone
Cellular component (GO): mitochondrial inner membrane
Source: RefSeq, a predicted model, not a curated record